CCCCAACCGGUCGCGGGGGACAAGCCGAGCGGACCGCCUGCCCAGGACCCGACCCCGCAGGGCUUUGGGGCCGCACCCCAGGGGUCGGCGCGGGGCGCGCCUCAAGAGUUGACGGUGCCGACCCCCGACCCUCUACCUGCAUCGCGCGAGCAGAGGAGUAGCGGCAAGCGGCCGCUGCUAGAUGUCUCGGGGCCGGCGUUGAGCUUGGAGGCAAAGCACGCCCGUCGCCCUCGCGCUGAGGGGGUCGCCACCCCUCGGGACUUUGUCCCGCCGUUGGCGCCAAAGAAGGUGCUACGGGUGUCGUCCACCUCCACGGGGCGAGCCGCGACCCCGUCGGCGGCGAGCGGCGGUGUCGCCAGGGAGACCACAGGGCCUACUGUGGAGGCAGCUUCUGUGGCGGCGACCGGAGGAAGGGUGUCGCAGUCGGGCAUGGGGCAGGGUCCAACCCCUGCUCCACCUUCUGCCUCCGCGGCCAACCCUGCGGGACAAGGUGUUGCCCUUGGGGUUCCUCCGGCUGGUGAGGUGAUAGACCUCGACGACGAGGCGGAGGAGGAGCCUGCGGGGGAGGCAUCGGCCGCAGAGGGGGAUCCGACGGCGAUGGCGGAGAUGGCGGCGGCGGAGAUGGGGGCAAUUGCCCCAGUGGCCGCGACGGAGAUGGUGGCUGCGGCGGAGGAGGGAAAGUCUGCCCCCACGGCCGCGACGGGGACAGCGGCGGCGGUGGAGGCGGGGACACCUAUCCUAGGGGCUGCGACGAAGACGGCGGCAAUGGCGGAGGUGGGGACGCCUGCCCUAGCGGCCGCGACAGAGGCCGCGGCGGUGGCGGGAACGGGAACGCCCGCUCCGGUAGUCGUGACGGAGAUGGUGGCGGCGGUGGAGAGAGCGGGACGCGCGUCGGCGUCGACGACGGCCGCGGCGACUUCGACAGAGACAAUGGCGCAUGUGCUGGGGUCGUCGACGAGGCCGGCGGCGUUGGGGACGGCGGUGCUGGGGUCGUCCAGAGCGGCUUCCACCCUUGUCCCGGUUAAUCCCGUCCCCAAGGCGUGGGCUGGGCCUAUCCUGUGUUGGAGGCCUCGUGAGGACCCGCAGAGGCCCCUCUUCGUGCUGGAUGAUGCUGAGGAGUGGGGUCAGUGGCAGGUGGUGCAGGGGGGCUUGCAAAUGUCCGUGCUGCCCUGUCUUCCACGAUGGGGGAGCUGGACGGCGUCGUUGUCCCCAGUGGCCAGGUACGCAUAA
Molecule: messenger RNA, 1230 nt
Organism: Setaria italica (foxtail millet)
Lineage: Eukaryota; Viridiplantae; Streptophyta; Magnoliopsida; Poales; Poaceae
Product: armadillo repeat-containing X-linked protein 2-like
Exons: 3
Coding region: 430-1230 (266 amino acids)
Source: RefSeq, a predicted model, not a curated record